Drosophila hydei is the source of this 1782-nucleotide messenger RNA. RefSeq names its product monocarboxylate transporter 9. The transcript is spliced from 5 exons. The record is from RefSeq and is a predicted model, not a curated record. Gene Ontology annotation, biological process: monocarboxylic acid transport; transmembrane transport. NCBI's taxonomy places the organism in Eukaryota, Metazoa, Arthropoda, Insecta, Diptera, Drosophilidae. Gene Ontology annotation, molecular function: monocarboxylic acid transmembrane transporter activity. The coding region runs from base 16 to 1689 and encodes 557 amino acids.
UUCCGAGCAGCAAAGAUGACUGCCACAGCAACAGCAACAGCAACAGCAACAGCAGCAGCACCGGCAACCAAAGCCAAGUCCUGUGAAUGGGAGGCACCCGAUGGCGGCUGGGGCAUACUCGUCUGUAUUGGCAUGGCGUUACCGUUUAUCAGCGGAUUGGCAGCGUUGCCCUCGUUUGGCUUAAUAUUUGGCGACUUCCUGAAGAGCAUCGGCGCUGGAACUAGCGCCAUUGCCCUUAUUACCAGCUCCUUCUUUUGCUCGAUGAGCUUUAUGGGCCUUUUCUCCGGGUCGCUGUUCCGCAAGUUUGGCAUGCGGCCCGUGGGCUUGGUCGGUGGCAUCCUUUACUUUGUAGGCACGGGCAUGCAGGUGUUUGCCAGCACAACGCUGCAGUUGACGUUUGCAUUCAGUCUGUUACAGGGCACUGGAUUUGGCCUAAUCAUUCCCACCAGCUAUACGUCAUUUAACAACUAUUUUGUGAAGAAUCGCGUCAUGUGGAUGAGCUUCGCCCAGACGCUGAUUGGCCUCGGCUCAAUGGUCUAUCCCAUCUUGAUGCAGAUGCUGAUGCAGACGUACGGCUUCCGUGGCUGCCUGCUAGUGCUUACGGGCAUCAAUGCGCACGCCGUACUGGGCAUGCUGCUCAUGCAUCCCGUUGAGUGGCACAUGCGGCGCGUGCCAGUGGAGGAGGACGCACAGCAGCUGCAGCCCGUUCAGUCGCCGGUCGUGGUGCAUGUGCAGCCAGAGACGCCAUUGAUGCCGAUACCAGAAGUGAACUUCGGACCAGCGCCAAAUGGUGCUGCUGUUCUCAACUCUUUACCAGUUUCACACUUUAGCUCACGCCGUGUGUCGCACGUGGACGACCAUAUGCUCAAGAUAAUUUCCAGUCGCUCCUCCAGCAUCACCAGCCUGGGCAACUGGUCCGGCCCGAUGGUGGUCACUGAUGCCUCUCCACAAAUGCGGCACAGCCUGCAGGCAUCCCGACGCCAAUCCGUUAUCAGCGGCAGAAGGAGCGUGGCCAAUAACAUCGAGGAAAGUUCUGUUGUCACGCGAGGCUGCUGUGGUACCAUUGCCGAUUUCCUCGACCUAACGCUCUUCAAACAGCCCAUCUACGUAAACAUCGUGCUUGGCAUCACAUUCGCCCUAUACUCGGACAUCGCUUUCUUCACCAUACAGCCAUCUUAUCUAUUUGAACUGGGUUACAGCAAGCCCGAUACCGCAAAUAUCAUAGCAAUUGGUGCGGCUGCUGAUUUGAUAUCUCGCGUUUUUCUGGCAAUUACUGCGAUUUUUAUUCAAGUUCCUGCACGUUACAUUUACUUGGCUGGUGCGCUUUUUACUGUGUUCGCCAGAUUUGCUUUCAAUGACAUCACUGAUUUUGUAGGCAUGGCCUGCAUAACGGCCGUGCUUGGCUUUUUGCGCACUUGGAUUCACGUACCGCUGCCUUUGGUGUUUGCCGAUUAUUUGCCAAAAGAUCGAUUUGCCAGCGGCUACGGCCUGUUUAUGUUUACGCAGGGAAACGCGAUGUUUAUCAUUGGUCCAAUCAUUGGGUAUAUUCGAGAUCGCACGCAAGAUUAUUUGCUGGUUUUCCACAUUUUGAACGUGUUCAUGGCUAUGUGUGCUGUGCCAUGGAUCAUUGAAGUGUUAUGCGUUAAAUUUCGUCGGCGCAACAAAAUUGAGAAGAACAAUGGUCAAUAAAACCUCUUGGCUUUUGUAAUUUAAUGAAUAUAGAAUAAACAAAUGUUAGGUUUCAUACACCUCGUAGAUAUAAUUGAAUAAAAAGAGAAUCGG